GCGCUGCUGCCGGCGCUGCAGUGGGAGGCCGCCGCGGGCAGCGAGGUGCCCCUGAGGCCUCCGCACCUGCUGCGCAGGCUGGCGCCUGCCGCCGCCGCCUGCGGCGUGGCGGAGGGCCGGGUGGAGGCGGCCUGCGCAGACCUGCUCGCGGAGCUCUCGGUGGCGGUGGCGGGGCUCCUCAGGCUGCCCAGCUCGCAGCGGCGUGGCCGGCUGGACGGGCUCCUGGACAUGUCCAGCCCCGACCCCAAGGAGCAUCCUGGCCGCACUGCGCGCCGCAGGCUGCACCAGGCGCUCGGCAGCCUGGUGCGCUUCGUGCUCCACGACCCUGGCGCGCACCUGGCGGGUUUCGCGGAGGCGGCCGCCUCGCCCGGAGGCCUGCGGCGCUUCGCCGACGGCUUGCUCGAGAGGAAGGGGUCGCUGAGGGCCCUCUGCCAGAGCGCAGUAGCCUUCUCCACGGUCCCGCCUGCGCGGCGCGGGGCGGACGCGUCCGCGGCUGGAGGUGGGCCUGAGGAGAGGGCGCAGCCGGCGGCGGCCUUCGUUCACGGCCUGAAGCAGUGGAGCCGCGCGUUCCACGACUGGUGUGCGGAGGCGGUGGCCCACUUCUUUCUGCUGGAUCCAGUCGCCCGCCGCAGCUGGACCGCCGGCCCUCGCGAUGCGCGCUCCCGCGUCACUGUGCUGACCGACGAGCUGCGGCGGCGCAGCGCGGCAGCACGCGUCCGCAGCGGCGCGAGGCUGGCGGACCCAGCCUGGGCGGAGCUCGUGCGCGAGGCCGCGGGCGAGGUGCUUCUGCCGAUCGGCGCGAGGCCCAGGCUGCUGGACGUCGGCAGCUGUGGCAACUACUUCGGGCUGGUUCACGGAGAGCGCCUCGACGUGCUGCCGCUCGACCUGGCCCCCGCCCACCCGUCCGUCCACGCGUGCGACUUCCUGGAGCUGGUGGUGGACCCGCCGGGCGCCGAGCAGCAGCGGAUCCUGGACGAGCACGGGCGCCCCACGGUCAGGCGGCUGGCCGCAGGGGGCUUUGACGUCGUGGUGAUGUCGCUGCUGCUGUCGGUGCUCCCGGGUGCAGAGGCGCGCGGCGCCGCGGUGGCCAAAGCCCGCCGCCUGCUGCGGGAGCGGCCGGGGCGAGGCCUGCUGAUCAUCGCGGACACCGCGGGGGCCGUGGGGCGGCACGCGGACGCUGGCGCCAGGCGCAGCGGCUGGGUCUCGGCGGUGGAGGCGAACGGCUUCCGGCUGGCGCGGGACCCGCAGAUGCACCUGUCGCGGCUGCGCGAGAGGGGCCCCGGCGGCGUCUUCUCGCACCGGGCCUUCUGCUGGACCUUCACCACGGGCCCGUGCCCGCCCGGGGGCGCCGGCCCGCGGCCCGUGCCGCUGCGCGGCGAGGAGCGGCGGCCCCGGCCGCUGGCGCCGGAGAGG
This is a messenger RNA of Prorocentrum cordatum, 1413 nucleotides long. The record is from the annotation of a GenBank genome assembly. Lineage: Eukaryota; Dinophyceae; Prorocentrales; Prorocentraceae.